CAAAUAUUUUGUUCCCGUGAUGGUUGUCGUCGACUAGAAUCCGUUUAAUUUUUGUUUUUAAAGACUCUUCUAUGAUGGAAAAAAUGUUGCGCCGUAUUAGAAGAUUUUGCAGUCUGCGUCGGAAUGUUGACGACGACCGCUCACCACUUGGCCGGUCUACCCCGGAUAAAGACCGUCCUUUUCAUAUAAACAAUAUGCAGCUGCGACAAUUUCUUGAGCAGCACUUGGGUGGUCGUGUAGAUAUUGAAGAAGAACAUGUGACUCCCCAGCAGGCUGGUGAUCCCGUGCCCUGUACAUUCCAGAUUCAAGUUACAGUAAGAACAAAUUCAAAGACACUCUUGACUCUCAACUUGUUUGUAAAAAUGUUAAUGGAUGAUCAGGACGACUUACCGAAGAUAGAGCGUGCGUAUAUGAGAUUAGACGAAUUGAUCAAUAUGAAAAAAGUAGUUCAAACGUAUAACGUUGUUAUACCGAAGAUUGGGAUGUUUCAAGAACAAAUGAAAAUUCAGAAACAUUUUCUCAUUUCAAAUUUAUUCCCAGAAUGUGUUGGGGCCAGAAUGAGUCUACAACCACGUCUUCUAUAUUUGCCCGAUCAAUCUAGUGCCAUAAUGCUUUACAACCCAUGCGAACAAUGUACAUUUGAUGCAUGGGAACUGGAAGGAUGUAGAUAUAACGGUUUUCGUUAUAACACUAGCGUAUUGAUUCUUCGAGACAUGGCUCGUUUUCAUGCAGGCACAAUAGCUAUGCGUCUGAAAGGAAACACUACAUUUGAGAGAGAAAUUAUUCCGAUUGUUAGUUUGGAGGUGAAAAGAUUUAAGAAAAUUCCUCCUUUUGAAACGCUUUCCCACGAAUUAAUUAGCCAUGGGCUAAGAGACGUCCAAUUGCCAGAUGAUCAAAUAGUGGCUAUCCGAGAAUCCCUCCACCUUUAUAGAUUAGACGAUUGGAUUAUCAGAGCAGGCAGGGAUCAAACUUGGUAUGCAUUAAGCUAUUCCCGAUACUGCAACCCCUAUAUAAUGUCAAGCCAAACACGUUCAAAUGCGACUAAGACAAGCAAACUGCUCGAAUUGCAUAGAUCCGGAUUUAAUAACUGUUGUGAAGAUUUAGCAUCAUUUAUAUUCACAUGUGUAAACCCUGAGAUCUUCGAGCUACGUUUUGCAAUAUUCCAGAUGUUCGAAAAUUUAUUGGAGGAAUAUUACUAUGAAUUUAAUCGUACUUUACAAGUGCAUAAAAUACCCAUCGACCAAUACACCUACCAUGGCUUUACAUCAGAAUUUCAUGCCGUGGGGAAGAAAAUGUUGGCUCACAUUUUUGAGAGCAUAAAAUCGUGUUUUUGCGAAAACUAUAACAGGGAUGGUGAUCCAAUUUUAAGUAACGAAUAUAGCAAAAGAAUCAAGGCUACUGUUAACAUUAUGACAAUGUAUAAAUGGAUAAAACAUUCGGACUCCAAUUUUUCCGAUGUUUCGACCGAUAGAAAUUUACUUCUAUUGAGCUAAUUAAAUUAUUUAUUUAAGUGCGUUGUAGAAAUUGUGUCCAUGAUGACUUUUUUACAGCAGCUUAUUUCAAAUGUAUUAGUGGAAAUUGUCCGUAAAAGCACAACUCUUCACAGCAAACUGAAGUGCCAUAAUCGUAUGUAGUGUUAUGUAAUUUUACAAUUGUAUGAAUGUGUGAGUUUUUAGAGUCAAAAUCGAUAUGACGACAUUCAUAUCAUCGACAUCGACGACUUACAUAUAUAUCGAAAUAUAUAUGUAAGACUAGAAUUCGCAUACGUCCCUCUUAUAAUUUAUACUUAAAAGACACAUAUUUCAUAUUUAUAACUAUGUUUUCGCUUUCUUGCUUUUUUACUACUUUGUGUACUUUUCUAUACACGCAUUAUAAAAUGCAAAAUAAAUUGUAUUUAUUUUUGCCUUUUUUUAAUGGGAAAACAAUAUAUAAACAGAAAAUAUGCAAAAUUAUUUAUAAUUAGAGUUAAAGCUGCAACUGCAACUUUAAAGUUAUACAUGUACCGGAUUUGACGAAAAUUAUGCAAUAUAGUAAAAAUAAUACAAUGCUUGGUAUUAUUUUCGAAUUGUUACGGCAAUACAGAAUGUAAACUAUUUUAUGAACUAAGUCGUUUACAUGUCUAAAGUAUUAAAUUGUAUAUAAAAUAGCACUUAAUCUUAUAUCAUUCAUAAAUGUACAUAAGUAUUUUGGUGGCUUGUUAUAGACUUUAACCGAAUACUUUGUCGGUUACAAGGCAUUAUUCUAAUACGCUUAAAACUUUAGCAAAUAAUAUACUCUGUGACGAAUUUAUACUGUUUAGUCAAACAAAUGAUGUGCCAUUUAAAUUAAUUGAAUGAAUACAUACAUACAUUACACCAA
Molecule: messenger RNA, 2358 nt
Organism: Dendroctonus ponderosae (mountain pine beetle)
Lineage: Eukaryota; Metazoa; Arthropoda; Insecta; Coleoptera; Curculionidae
Exons: 2
Coding region: 72-1493 (473 amino acids)
Source: RefSeq, a predicted model, not a curated record